AUGGCGUUGUGGGCGGGGCUGGGGCAGGCGGCGACGGUUGCGCAGCUGGUUGGGGUGGACGCCGGCGGGCUCAUCUCCCUAAUCACGCAGGCGGCCUUGACGGCUCGCCAGAACAAGAAGGCCUGCGAGCAGCUCUCACGCCGCGUCCACAUGAUCGCCGACCUGCUGCCGCACCUCCAGGAACCUGAGUUGAUGCGGCGGCCCGAGUUCCGGCGGCCUCUGGCCGGGCUGGGCGACACGCUCCGGGAGGCGCACGACCUCGUCAUGGUCUGCCAGCGGAAGAGCCGCUUCUACCGCUUCCUCAAUGCCAGGAGGCUGGCUGACAAGUUCAGGGACAUCCAGAGUAGGAUGGACUCCUACCUCCUCGUCGUCCCUUUCAUCAGCUACAUAGCCUUAACCUACAACCUCAACCGAAUCUGCGACUCCCUCCGUCCAAGCCAUACAACCCUUCAAUCGCCGGCAUCCACCUCCCAGUCCCACCCAGUCCCUGCUUGGAAGGGUGUUGCCAAGUUCACGCUGGCAGAGAUCGCGGCGGCGUCCAACAGCUACGCCUUCUUCACCAAGGUCUGCAAGGGCACCUCCGGGACGGUGUACAGAGGGAGGCUUAGCGACGGGAGCGACGUGGCCAUCAAGCGCAUCAGCAAGACGGCGCAGGACAGGGAGAAGGUGCUACGCACGGAGCUCGCCGUCAUCCCGCACCCCCGCCACAGCCAUUUCGUGCGCCUCCUGGGCUGGUGCGAGGAGGAGGACGAGCGCCUGGUCGUCACCGAGUACAUGCGUAACGGCUGGCUCCACGACCACCUACACGGUCGCAAGCCGCCUUCCUCGGCGGUGAUGGUGUCCUGGAAUACGCGCGUGGAGGUGCUCCUGGGCGCGUCGCGCGCCAUCAGAUACCUCCACUGCAACUUCGAGCCGUCGGUCAUCAACUGCAACAUCAAAUCCUCCAACAUCCUGCUGAACGCUAGCUGGAUGCCGCGCGUGUCGGACCUGGGGUCCUCGGUUCGGCACGAGACGGACGAGGCGGAGUACCAGGUCGUAGGCAAGGGCGGCUACAUCGACCCGGAGUACUGCCGCACAGGGCGCCUGACGCCGGCGACCGACGUGUACAGCUUCGGCGUUGUGAUGCUGGAGGCCGGGGAGCUGGAGAAGCUGCUGGACGGGCGCCCGGAGCCGCAGCCAACGCCGGUGCAGCUCCAGGCGCUGCAGUGGGUGGCCAACACGGCAGCCCAGUGUCUGCAUCGGCAGUCGAUAGUUCGGCCACACAUAUCAGACGUCGUGGCUCACCUCGACAUAGCGUUCAGGCUCGCCAGCACGUAG
Molecule: messenger RNA, 1317 nt
Organism: Triticum dicoccoides
Lineage: Eukaryota; Viridiplantae; Streptophyta; Magnoliopsida; Poales; Poaceae
Product: putative serine/threonine-protein kinase-like protein CCR3
Exons: 2
Coding region: 1-1317 (438 amino acids)
Biological process (GO): protein phosphorylation; cell surface receptor signaling pathway
Molecular function (GO): protein kinase activity; ATP binding
Source: RefSeq, a predicted model, not a curated record